Molecule: messenger RNA, 7658 nt
Organism: Porites lobata
Lineage: Eukaryota; Metazoa; Cnidaria; Anthozoa; Scleractinia; Poritidae
Source: the annotation of a GenBank genome assembly
CGCAAAAAUACGGACUGUUUUGCAGUCGACGCGGAAGUAGCCUCACCUCAAAAGAAAAACCAAGCAAAGGAACAAGGAGGUCAAAAAGAGCAACAGCAUUUACAGAUGGGCCUAUGCGUCUCUGGAGGGACUGAUUUUGAACAUGUAAGGCGUUACGAAGGACAAACAUUUCUUGGUGUCAGACACGGAAAAGGAACGUAUCUCUAUCAAAAUGGCGACGUGUACACGGGACAAUGGAAAUGCAACCUCAAACACGGGCUGGGUGUUUUGACGCGUAAAAACGGAGAAGAGUGAGUUUAUUUCACGUUUAUUACUAUUUGAUUACUAGUUUGUCAAUGAAUAAAUAAAUAAAUAAAACUUUAACGGCUGUCACAAUUACUGGUAAACCCAGAAGUUUUGGCUCCGGCCGCACUUGGGGACUUUACCGAGUUAUUUCCAAUUAACUAAUUAAAGUCAACUCGUUUAAAAAAACUGUGAGUGCGGACGGGUUUUCUACAGUCUUAACCGAGUUCUAACCGGGUUAUGCAAAUCAAGGCAGAACAAAAGAUUUUCUUAACCAGGUUUGGUUUUUUUAAACCACCUCGGGAGGUAGUUUUAACGUAGGUUAACCUUCAUCUCCACCUACGCGUGAGAAUGAUCCAAAUUUUGGCUUUACCAUGCACGUAAGCACAGUUUUGAAAUUGUUAUUUCGCUCCAAGUUCAGUAUUUCUUUCUUAGUAACACAAAUGAGUUAAGACUUUUAAGAAGUCGACCUCUUUUUCUCGGUAAUACGGGGUCAAAUUUUGUCAGUCACUUAUAGGCGAGUGUUACGAGUGACUCUAGCGAGCGUAAGAAGAAACAAAAAACCGCACGACGUUGAAUGACUUUGUGAAAUUCUAAAUUGAGUCCGGCCGCUGAUAUAAAUUAACCUGGUUAAACUCUUUUAACCAGGUUACGCUCUAAAGAAUUUUUACCGGGUUUUUCAAAAACUAACCCGGUUAAAGUAACAGUGUCACGACUGUGCUCACGCGCGGGCGUCAUCUGUUUUUUUCUUCAAUGACAAUAGGACUGUCAUGUUGACUCGACAAGAUUUCGUUCCGGACCUCACCGCCGACGGAGAUUUGUUGUUUACAUUCUCAAGUAAUAUUUUAGACUUUCGAAGAAGUGUUUCGUCUUGUUAAAAAUUUGGCUCGCGGUACGAAGACUAGCCUGCGUAGCAAGCGUUUCCGUUUGGUUUCGGAGCAAAAAGAGACCGUGAAAGGGGAUUUUCGGUUUUGAUCGCGCGAGAAAUUAAACGAGAACCAAAAAAAUUAAAGAAGGGGGAGGGGGAGGGGAAAAAAGGAAACCUUUCUUUCCUUCUUUCUUUCCUUUUUUCUUCUUCCUUUCUUCCCCAGCCCCUCCCCUGUCCUUUUCUUGCGCCAUUUUUCGCGCCGUCUUUGACUCUUGUUCCUUUUUCUUUGCUCCUAAACCGCACAGAAACGCUUGCUACGCAGGCUACACGAAGACUCCUUGCGAUUUUUUUCGCUAGCGGGGCCGCCUCGCAAGCUGAAAAUCUGGUUCCGCUUGUUUGAAAAACAGCUUUUCUAAUGUGAAACUCGUGUCAGAGGUCAAUCGCUCCAAGUCCAGUGAAAUUUGCCUGAUUUGCUCGCGUUCUAGCCUCAAACGUUUGAAAGAUAUAAAUAAAAAUGCAAUCUUAACGCUAUGAAUUAUCGCAAAGGUUAGUCCAAAAAUAUAUCAUGAUUUUAUUGCACUAGUUUUUCUAAACAUGUAGCGCCUUUUUGUUUUAUUUUGUCGGCCGUAAGAUGGUUAAUUUUAAAGUCUACAAACGCGUCAUUGCAAAACAUUCUGCUUUACGAAGCUUCCACAAGAUCUCCUCAGUCACAUCCAUGUCUCAAUAGUUUCUUUCUUACAGUCUCUAUUGUUGCUGUUUCAUAUAUACGUAUUCCUUUCACAAUUUCUUGACUUGUAGGGAAGCUGGCAGAAGAAAUAAGCCUUCAAUCGGGAUCAAAGCGCUUCCCCGCUUUUGGUCCUCCGGCCAACGGUGAAUAAAAGUAAUGACAAAAAAUCCUGAUUUCGCCCUUAUCAAAACUCAACGGGAGCAAUGUAUCAUUGAUCUCUAAUCCUGAGAGGUUUUAGUGCAGUAUCGAACUCGGCCAAGCGCGUUGCAAACGGAUUUUUCAAGGUUCUCUUACUCUCCUCGCAUCUUUUGAUUUCGCGACAUCCGGUCCAAAAAUCAAAGUUUGGUGCAUGCGCAGUAACGGGAUACUGUUCCUUUAAGUUGCCAAGUGCGGCCUCAGCCAAUUCUCUACGGCCCAAAAUGAACACGGCUCAGUGUCGUGUUUUCAUUUGUCAUUAACCUGAGAAUAGAGAUCUAUAUAUCGCGCGCAAAUGUACGUAUUAUUCAGAUUAUUACAAGAUCAAUUUUAAUGUCUCCGGCUCUAGCCUGCGUAGCAAGCGUUUCCUCGCGAGGUUCGUCUAGAAAGCUGGGGCAAGAGCAACAAAAAAAUGAAUGACGGGGGAGGGGGAGGGGAAAGAAGGAACCGCUUGCCCGCAAACCCCACGAUUUUGAAAAACUGCGUUCGCCCACGAACGCAGCCUCUGAUUGGCGCGGUGCGGGUAGUGUUGAUUACUUCGCAUUCGAAACAUCAAUCAAACCAGGUAUGCUUUGUUCUCAUCUGGUCUCAUCUGAUUUGUGGUCGCAGAUUACCAGAUUACGAAUGCUUUGGACUGAUAUUUAUUGCAAUCGUGUUUGUGCGAAGGUUUAUGAGAUCAGAGCCUUUAAAGUAUAAUUGGAGAUCGAGCAGUGGAGACUAGGGAAGGCCAAUUUAUUGAGAAUGACGGCGUGCGGAUCUGACUGGAAAAAAUGGACUGUUUGUUGGAGAUAACAUCAACAUAAAUCAGAACAUCAGUACUCGACACUAGCUAAAGCCGCCAUGGACAAGCGAUUUGUCAGCUUUUUGAAAUGAAAAGAUUCUUUUUGUUUAUUGGAAAUUUAGCGGCAUGUAUUGUAGAGAACGUUUCGACACAGGCUGAAGAGCAGCCGCUCUGCAAAACUUAUAGCCGGCGGAGUGAAUUGUUCCGGACAAAUCAUUUUUGACGUGUCGACAAGGUUUCAGACGAGAUAAAGCCACACAAUAAAAAACAAGAAAUUCCGCAGCAAUCGCUCAUGGUUUUAACUUUCUUUUAUCGUAAAUCAUUUUUAUUACAGUUCUUACAAUCGCCUGCAACGUGUUCUAUUGGAGAACAAAGUAAUUUCACAAAUCUGGUAAUCCAGGGGUAAUCUGUUCGUUAUGUUUCUAUUUUGACGAGCUGUCAAGUUACAAAUGAACCGAACCGUGAAAUGUUAAGGGGCGUUUUCCAGAAUCGUGGGGUUUGCGGGCAAGCGUUUCCUCUUCUCCCCUCCCCCUCCCCCUUCAAACUUUUUUUUGCUUCCGCUCUAACUUUCGCGCAAUAACUCGAUUGGAAACGCUUGCUACGCAGGCUACUCCGGCUCGUGUAUUGUGACGGAAGGUUUUUCCACUUUGAAACGAAUUUAAGGCUCAACGGGAACUCGGUGCUUGACUCACGAUAAAACUGGGGAAAACUAGACUCAAAUGGCAACUCGCUUGCGAGGAAGAGCCGUCACUUCUCUCGAGGUCCGGGAUCAGACCACUAACUGGUACAGCAGUAGAUAAAACAGACUAAACUUGGUUCCAACAGCGUUUAUUUUUCAGCGGAUCAAACAGCAAUAACUCGGUUAGGACACGGCGAAAUAAUCGGCGAUGUAAUCGAAAAAGCAGUAAAACUAACUUACUUAUAUAUGAUUUUUACAACCAUUGAAGACAAAGGAAUACAAUAGAAAUAUAAACAGAAAUCACUUAGAGUUAAGUGGAAACUAAAUACAAAUUCUAUUUUUAACCUGAAAUCUUUUGUUACUGUUGCUAUUUUAGAAAGUAAAAGUACUGAGACAAAGACCUAGCCAGGUCAGCAAAACAGCGUUUAUGUACAAAGUGUUACAAUAUGAAUUAAAUUGCAAGUUCAGCUAUCGGUUGUUUAAACAGGAAAAGCGCAGACUAAUUGGAAGUUUUCACCUUAAACAAAAAGCGACCUAUAUUUAAAAUUACAGGACAGCAAAACCUUUCAUAUUCAAAAUUCGGUUAUCACCUCUCCUUAACUAACAACUUAAUGAAAUAUAUUUUCGCAAAUAAAUAUAACUAUGUUGCAAUUAGAACGAGGUACACCUGUAUCCUGAAAGGCGUUACUAUGAAUAGAUGUCGUCUGGUAGUUAAAUCACGAAAAAUAGACUGAAGUCAAAUAAACCAUUAUUAAGAAAUCAAGUAUUCUUUCAAGAGUCAACAUUGACGGAAAAUGUAUAUAAUUGAAAAGAGAACGAGCAAUUAGUUUUGUUUGUUAGGGAACGCUGUUGGCUUUUCUAUGAUUAUAACCUGGCGAACACAAAGCAAAUGAAACAAAGGAUAAUAAAAAUGGCACCAGCCUUUUUGCGGAGCUAAAACUUCUUUAUGCGAAUUCAGUAUGAAUUACUAAGAACAACGUCAAAGCUAAUAUUUGAAAGCUAUAUAUGAUAUUCGAGCCAAAUAAAGAAUUCAUGGAAAAUCUCUCCUUACAGUAUCUCGCUCGUUUGUUUUUUCCGAAAGAUGGAACGUAAUUAAUAUUAUAAUUGUACUAAUUUCAUAAUACGAAGAAAAUGAAAAAAAAAAUUCAUCUUCCAUUUCGACCAAUGGAACCGUGCUUAAUAUGUACACGCGUAACACUCAUUUUUCUAUAGCUUUUAAAAAGACAGAAACUGUAUUUUGCAUUUUGAUAUUUUAACGCUCUAGUAUGUUUUAUUACUUUGGCGAAGUAAAGAAUCAACCAUAAGAGGACACAGAAAAAAUCUGAGCCCCGGAUGGGAUUCGAACCCACGACCCUCCGUGGUCUAGAUCGGAUCCUCUAACCUCUGAGCUACUGAGGACUCGUUGGCGAACAAGGGUCAUUUUUGUGGGUUGGACUGGCGAACCGCAUCUCGCAGUCACACAGUCCAUCACAAGCAACACGUUAAGGCUUAACUGUAUCACACUAAAUGUGACUGUGUGAUACCUUAGCUGAUUGCUGAUCAUUAUUACAGAGCAAUCAGAUGUAAAAUAAUUGUAGUAGAGUGAUACUAGUUAACAUGUUUCCCCCCUCUGCAUAUGUUGUUUCACUUACCAAUGCAUUUCUACAGACUACAGGGAGUACCGCGGGUGCAUCAAGACGACUGAGAAUUUCACUGAAUUGAUGAAAAUAGUGUCUCGCGCCUUCAGUCACGCGCGUGGUCAUUUUCGUGUAUCGCGCUUUUCGCUCGACGGACUGAGAAGAAAAACGAGAGACUGCUUGUAGUCUAUGGAUGUUGUAACAAAAAGUGCAAGUAGUUUGGUUAUGUCAGUCCUCGGUUCUAUCUAAUAAUUUGUGUAAUCUAAAGAGUAAAACGGGUCUUCCAUAUUUUUUCUUUCAAUUACACAGAAUACGAGGUUUCUUCUAUUGUAAUCAAUAUGUAGGAGCAGAACCUGGCAACUUAUUCGCCGCUACAACGUGUUGUUGUUUGGGAGAGGAUCCCCCCGCUCAACCGCUCGUGAAUGAUGAGGGGGAGAGAAGGUAUGACCAUCCACUGUAGUCUAAAUUCACUUUUUCAUCCACCUUUUCUUCCGACAGUCCAUUCAUUCGUUUGUUCGUUCAAUCGUCCAGUCGUUUUAAUAACUGAUUAGGUAAAUGAGCCGAGUGAGUGCGUGAAUGUUCUAAUGAUUCAUUCAUUCAUUCAUUCAUUCAUUCACUCACUCACUCACUCACUCACUCACUCACUCACUCACUCACUCACUCACUCACUCACUCACUCACUCACUCACUCACUCACUCGCUCCCCUCACUUUUCCAUGCAGCGGACUCCUUUGUUCUGUAGACUCUUGCCUCUGUAUACGGGUCAGUUGUAAAUGAUUCUUCCCGAUUUGGCCUGUCACGAAAAUAGAAUUUGCGCUGUCCGUGAUUAGAGGAGAAAGGAUGGGGGUGGUGGAGGUUAACGAGGUGGGGGUGAUAGGGCAGAAAUCGGUCACGUCUCAGGAACCGGCAAAAAAUGAAGAAACGAAGCAGUAUCUUAAGCUUCCUGUGAUUUUCUUCCGCAUCAAUGUUUCUUCGCACUAAUCGGCUCCUGAUGUGAGACAUUGGUGUAAUUAAUAUGCUAUUAACCCCUAAUGAUGGAAUUAGGGCCGGUCGAUUCCGCUAAAACGUUUUAAAAAUUAAGUCGUUAUUUCACCAGAUCUAUUAACAAUUACUUUGCUUUUUAGCAAUCAGGAAAGACAUGGGCCUGCAAGACAAAGAGCAGAAGAAAACAGAAGGAGACGGGAGGGAAGUAAGCAACGUAGAGAUGAAUUCCGCAGGAAUAUCCUCCAGAGAGGCAAAGAAGAAUCGGUCGUCUGAAAUGACCGAUUGUGCAAUGUAUAACAAAAGACGUAGAAACGCGUAGGAGAAUAAAGAAGUUUCACAGCGACAGUUCGCAGAGUGCUGCUCACUAGUUUGCUUUAAAAAUUAGAACGUUUUGACAACUCAUAGAAUACGCUCUCUAAAUCAUCACGACUGAAUGUCGUCGUCGAUGCUUAAGGUCCGUAAUAAAUGUGUUGAAGAAAUACUUUAUUGUGUAGUCUUUCGUGCUAGUUGAUUUCUUGUUUGUCGCGACUUUUGUCACUUUUGUCACUCACUCAGAUUAGAUUACGUAGUCUCAUUAGAACACCAAUUCUCUGGCUGGCUUUUUUACAGAUAGAGAUUACAUGCUCAGAGAAAUUUAGCUUAGAAUCUAACACUACUCCUAGAAGUAUGAUAUUAUCUUUAGUUUCAAUCACAACAUCAUUCACGCAAAUAUUGCUGUCAUUUUGAGUGAAGCCCAAGUUCAAAACUUGGUACUUUUUGAGGUUUCCCGCCAAUAAGUUAGAAUCGUACCACGUUGUUGCUAAGUUGGCACUAUCCUUUAACUGGGAAGUCACAGCUGCCUGGUCUGCUCCUGCGUGGUAAAUUUGAUGGUCGUCGGCAUACAUAGACAAGUUCGCUGUUAGGCAGUAGGAUAGGUCAUUCUGGAAAACAUUCCAUAACAACGGGCCAAGCGCGGAACCCUGAGGACAGCCACGACUCACGAAUCGGCUCGAACUAACAUGCCGGCCGAUCUUUCCUUGAUAUUUCCGUUCAUUUAAAUAGCUGUUUAAAAGUUGAAUAGCGCUUUCCUGAAAACCGUACGCUUCAAGCUUGUUCAGAAGUAGUGGUGGGUGUAACGAGUCAAAUGCCUUUGACAUGUCAGUUGAAAGUAUGCUCACAACCUGUUUUCGAUCCCUCGCCAGUCUCCAAUCUUCUACUAAAUUGAUCAAUGUUGUUUCGCAGCUGUGAGCUUUGCGAUAAGCGGAUGAGUGUUGGUAAAUGCGAUUACCAAAGCCAGAGUUGAUCUGCGCUCCAACCAACUUCUCAAGAACUUUACUUACACAUGGUAAGAGAGUUAUGGGCCGGUAGUUUUCCUUUGCAUUCCUGUCAUCCUUUUUAGGAAUCAGGAAAGACAUGGGCCUGCGAGACAAAGAGCGGAAGAAAAUAGAAGUAGACGGGAGGAAAAUAAGAAAAGUAGAGAUAAAGAGGUAGAAGAAAUCCGCAUGAAUGUCCUCAAGAGAAGAGGCGAAGGCGAACCGGUCGUCUGA